AUGUUUCUAUCUUUCAUAUUGAUCCCUUUCUGUCUAUUUACAAUAAAUUUUGCGGAUGAUCCGAAUCGAUUACCAACGAAAUGUGAAGUAUGCAAGUUACUUGCUCAGGAGUUGACUGAAAGCUUCCAGGAGCAUAAUAGCCCUAGUGUGAUCGAAACCAGCUAUUCACUUGAUGCUAAACAACCGAAAAAGAUAAAAUAUAGUGAUUCAGAGACGCGUUUGAUUGAAACGCUGGAAAAUGUUUGCGAACGAUUUCUUCACUACAAUGUUCAUGCUGAACGUCCUGGAUCGUUACGAUAUGCUCGUGGCCGAUCGCAAACUAUGGAUACCUUAUGGAAUUUACGAAACAAAGGAGUUAAAGUCGUUCUCGAUGUUCCUGAUAAUCUUUGGGAUGCACCAUCAGCUGAAAUUACUCAAUUGAAGAAAUACUGUGAAGAGAUGCUUGAAGAGCAAGAAGAAAGCAUUGAGCAAUGGUAUUUUGAUAAAAAAACACGAAACGAAGCUACACUGGAAAAAUACAUUUGUGAAGAUCGCGCACUGAAGAAUCACGAUGCUUCCUGUCUUCGAGAAGUGUACACCCCAUCAGACGAAAACAAACAAUCAAAAGGCGAUACGGAAAAGAAUGAUUUGUGA
Molecule: messenger RNA, 633 nt
Organism: Adineta ricciae
Lineage: Eukaryota; Metazoa; Rotifera; Eurotatoria; Adinetida; Adinetidae
Source: the annotation of a GenBank genome assembly